UUGCAAUAAUUCUGAAAAGGGGGAAGUGUUAUUCUGAUUUCCGAAAAGGCUAUAGUCAUAAGUUUGUAAUUCUUAUUUUUUAAGUUUGUAAUUCUGAUAUUAUUCUGAAAAGGUUGUAAUUCUGAUUUUGUAAUUUUUAUUUUAUUUUUUCGAAAUUCUGAUUUUAAUUCUGAUUUAUUUCUAUACACCUAUAAAGUUGCUUUAUUUCCGGAAAGUUUAAGUUUGUAAUUUAAGAUUUCAUUAAUUCUGAUUUCAAAAAGGUUGGAAUUCUGAUUUUAAUUCUGGAAAAGUUUUAUUUCCCAACAUUUUUACAAUUGUAAUUUUAAUUAGUCAAAAAAAUGCAAGAGACUAAAGUAGUCUUAGGAAUUGCAUGCUUAAGCUCAUUUUUGGCUGUUUUUGCUACUUUAGUAGUUAUACCCCAACUUUAUUUACAAAUUAAUGAGAUUAACGUUCGUGCAUUCCGAGUCAAUACAGAUUCUGCUUGGAAUGAAUUGAUGGACUUACAAAUAGCUACAACUCCCCUUAGCAAAGCAAAAAGUCAAAGUUUUCAGUCUCUUUUUCGCGUUAAACGUCAAUUGCCUGAUUACUGUAUAUGUCAACCUUUACAGCUUACUUCUUUUCCGUGUCCAGCGCCUCGUUAUGAAUGUCAACGUUGCCCUGCUGGACCUCCUGGACUUCCUGGAAAGCAAGGACCGCCUGGACAUGCUGGAAGGCCUGGUCCUCAUGGCCCUCCUGGCAAAAGUAGCGGUGUCGGUCCACCAGGAGCUGUUGGACCAAGAGGACCACCUGGAUCCCCAGGGAAACCUGGGGGUAUUGGUUCGCGUGGACCCCCUGGAAGAUCUGGAGUUAUUCGUUCAACGGUGCCAGGACCGAAAGGUCCGCCUGGUGCACCAGGACUGUCUGGAAAGCCAGGAUCGCCUGGACAACCCGGCAAGCACGGACCUCAAGGAACGCCUGGAGCUUUGGGACCGCCUGGUGCAAUCGGAAAACCUGGUUUUCCUGGUAAGCAAGGCCCAAGUGGGGCUCCAGGGCAACACGGAGCGGAUGCACAGUAUUGUCCUUGUCCUCCACGCUCAACUGUCGUCAAAACAAAGAAGCGUCUUUAG
This is a messenger RNA of Meloidogyne enterolobii, 1106 nucleotides long. NCBI's taxonomy places the organism in Eukaryota, Metazoa, Nematoda, Chromadorea, Rhabditida, Meloidogynidae. The record is from the annotation of a GenBank genome assembly.